Acaromyces ingoldii is the source of this 1389-nucleotide messenger RNA. RefSeq names its product PLP-dependent transferase. Lineage: Eukaryota; Fungi; Basidiomycota; Exobasidiomycetes; Exobasidiales; Cryptobasidiaceae. The transcript has a single exon. The coding region runs from base 1 to 1389 and encodes 462 amino acids. The record is from RefSeq and is a predicted model, not a curated record. Gene Ontology annotation, biological process: biosynthetic process. Gene Ontology annotation, molecular function: transaminase activity; pyridoxal phosphate binding.
AUGAACGACUACGUCCGAGGCUCUGCCUGGCGAGUGCCAGUGACUGCCUGCCAGCCAAGGCCCCUCUCUGCCUUUCUGUCGCGCAAUGCACAGCGACGACCGGCGUCGGCCAUUCGCAGCCUCCUUCCGCUGGAGCAGGAGCCAGGCAUGAUCUCGCUGCUCGCAGGCAAGCCCAACCCGGCCACGUUUCCCAUCGAGGAGAUUGCCGUCAAGGUGCGCUUACCCGACGACGCUUCGUCGCCCGUCGUCGUUGCCGUGACGGGCGACAGGCUACAGAAAGCGCUGCAGUACGGUCCGACGGCUGGCACGCCCGCCCUCGUCGACUGGCUGGCGCAGUUGACCAGCUCCCUCCAUGGUAGACCACUCCCUGCGCAGAGUAGUGACAGCACAAAGCCAUGGCAGCUCGCGGUGGGAAACGGCAGCCAGGAUCUCAUCGUCAAGGCGUUUGAAGUCAUCCUCGACAGCGGAGACACCGCCCUGCUCCAGUCACCAACCUACCCGGGCGUACUGCCGGCCCUGUGCGUGGGGCAAGUCAAUACGGUCGCAGUGGAGUCGGACGAGGCGGGGAUCCGCGCGGAUGCCCUCGAGCGCAUGCUGGCACGGUGGGAUGUCGACGAGAAGACGUCAUCGCUGGCACGGCCCAAGUUGCUGUACAUGGUCCCGACAGCAUCCAAUCCAACAGGCACGUCGACGAGCCUGGACCGCAAGCGUGCAUUGCUGCGACUGGCGAGAAAGUACGACUUUCUCCUCUUUGAAGACGACCCAUACUACCACCUCUCCUUUGAGGAGGCUACGCCGAGCCUGUUUGCGCUCGAUGGGCAGGAUUCAGACCACGACCAGGGCCGCGUGCUUCGCUUCGAGAGUCUUUCGAAAGUCAUGUCGGCGGGCCUUCGCAUCGGCUUCGUCGCGGGUCCCUCUGUGUUGGUGGACGCGAUCAACAAGUACACGGCCACCAGCCACCUGCAGGUCAGUGGCGUGUCGCAAUGCGUCGCCAUCGCCGUGCUGGAGCAGAUGGGCCAUCGUGGCUUCCUGCAGCAUGCCGCACGAACAGCCGACUUCUAUCGUCGGCGCCGCGACGCAUUCGAACGCAUUGCCCACGAGAUUCUCCGCGCCGAGCCGCCCGUCGCCGAAUGGACGUCGCCCGGCGGUGGCAUGUUCCUCUGGUUGCGCCUGCUCCUGCCGCUGAACGCAAACACGGCCGAGGGAGACAGCUUUGCCCUGAUCUCCACGCAGGCCAGACGCGCCGGUGUCUUGGCCGUGCCGGGUGUGGCCUUUUUGGCUUCCUCAGGAGGCACGUCCACCUAUGUUCGCGUCAGCUUUAGCCUCAUUGGCGAGGAGGACACCGCCGAAGCAUUCCGCAGGCUUCGUCGGGUCAUCUUGGACCUCUGA